Molecule: messenger RNA, 1761 nt
Organism: Coregonus clupeaformis (lake whitefish)
Lineage: Eukaryota; Metazoa; Chordata; Actinopteri; Salmoniformes; Salmonidae
Product: glutenin, high molecular weight subunit PW212-like
Exons: 2
Coding region: 1-1761 (586 amino acids)
Source: RefSeq, a predicted model, not a curated record
AUGGGUUUUUCUCAACCCUACUUCCCUCAGCAACCCUACUUCCCUCAGCAACCCAACUUCCCUCAGCAACCCUACUUCCCUCAGCAACCCUACUUCCCUCAGCAACCCUACUUCUCUCAGCAACCCUACUUCCCUCAGCAACCCUACUUCACUCAGCAACUUUACUUCCCUCAGCAACCCAACUUCCCUCAGCAACCCUACUUCCCUCAGCAACCCUACUUCCCUCAGCAACCCUACUUCCCUCAGCAACCCUACUUCCCUCAGCAACCCUACUUCCCUCAGCAACCCUACUUCACUCAGCAACUUUACUUCCCUCAGCAACCCAACUUCCCUCAGCAACCCUACUUCCCUCAGCAACCCUACUUCCCUCAGCAUCCCUACUUCCCUCAGCAACCCAACUUCCCUCAGCAACCCUACUUCCCUCAGCAACCCUACUUCCCUCAGCAACCCAACUUCCCUCAGCAACCCUACUUCCCUCAGCAACCCUACUUCCCUCAGCAACCCUACUUCCCUCAGCAACCCUACUUCCCUCAUCAACCCUACUUCCCUCAGCAACCCUACUUCCCUCAGCAACCCUACUUCCCUCAUCAACCCUACUUCCCUCAGCAACCCUACUUCCCUCAGCAACCCUACUUCCCUCAUCAACCCUACUUCCCUCAGCAACCCAACUUCCCUCAGCAACCCAACUUCCCUCAGCAACCCAACUUCCCUCAGCAACCCAACUUCCCUCAGCAACCCAACUUCCCUCAGCAACCCUACUUCCCUCAGCAACCCAACUUCCCUCAGCAACCCAACUUCCCUCAGCAACCCUACUUCCCUCAGCAACCCAACUUCCCUCAGCAACCCAACUUCCCUCAGCAACCCAACUUCCCUCAUCAACCCUACUUCCCUCAGCAACCCAACUUCCCUCAGCAACCCAACUUCCCUCAUCAACCCUACUUCCCUCAGCAACCCAACUUCCCUCAGCAACCCAACUUCCCUCAGCAACCCUACUUCCCUCAGCAACCCAACUUCCCUCAGCAACCCAACUUCCCUCAUCAACCCUACUUCCCUCAGCAACCCAACUUCCCUCAGCAACCCAACUUCCCUCAUCAACCCUACUUCCCUCAUCAACCCUACUUCCCUCAUCAACCCUACUUCCCUCAUCAACCCUACUUCCCUCAGCAACCCUACUUCCCUCAUCAACCCUACUUCCCUCAGCAACCCUACUUCCCUCAGCAACCCAACUUCCCUCAGCAACCCUACUUCCCUCAUCAAUCCUACUUCCCUCAGCAACCCUACUUCCCUCAGCAACCCAACUUCCCUCAGCAACCCUACUUCCCUCAGCAACCCUACUUCCCUCAGCAACCCAACUUCCCUCAUCAACCCUACUUCUCUCAGCAACCCAACUUCCCUCAGCAACCCAACUUCCCUCAUCAACCCUACUUCCCUCAUCAACCCUACUUCCCUCAUCAACCCUACUUCCCUCAUCAACCCUACUUCCCUCAGCAACCCUACUUCCCUCAUCAACCCUACUUCGCUCAGCAACCCUACUUCCCUCAUCAACCCUACUUCCCUCAUCAACCCUACUUCCCUCAGCAACCCUACUUCCCUCAUCAACUCUACUUCCCUUAUCUACCCUACUUCCCUCAGCAACCCUACUUCCCUCAUCAACUCUACUUCCCUUAUCUACCCUACUUCCCUCAUCAACUCUACUUCCCUUAUCAACCCUACUUCCCUCAUCAACUCUACUUCCCUCAGCAACACUACUUCACUCAGUAA